Molecule: messenger RNA, 604 nt
Organism: Medioppia subpectinata
Lineage: Eukaryota; Metazoa; Arthropoda; Arachnida; Sarcoptiformes; Oppiidae
Source: the annotation of a GenBank genome assembly
ACACACACCACACAAACACACAUUCACUCCACAAUCGGUGACAACAUUUCAAAACACAGAUUCACCACAUCUUCGACACCACAUCACUUGUCCCACCACUGGUCACCACAACUGGUCCAACACUCAGGCCAUACACACGCGCGGACACGAGUGGUGACCCCAUCUGGAGAUGAUGUCUAAACCGGUGCUAAGAGUGCAUCACUUGUAUUACGUGUUGUGGUGUUUGAUUCACGCCAUCAUCUCUUGCGUGCAAUUCAUUCAUAAAUAUCUGUAUUUAAAGUUUAAGACAAAGAGAUCGCUGGACACCGACUCCCACGACGACAGUCUCGUCCGAGCGUUGAAUAAAAUACCACAACAUAUCGCCCUCUGUGUCAACGAACGGACGCUCGAGUCCAAGAAGUUGUGUCAAUUGAUCCGAUGGUGCGAACGCUUUCGGGUCCGAUAUGUCUCACUCUAUAGCCAUUACGACACAUUCCUAACGUUGAAUCAAUUGGAGAAACAUUUGAUUGGUUUUGAGACAAAUGGUAGACAUAAAGAGACCGCAGAAGAGGAGCCGCUAACGCAUCGCAAGAAUGGCUUCACAAACACUCCAAUGAAUGGUUAG